This is a messenger RNA of Chlamydomonas reinhardtii, 4110 nucleotides long. RefSeq lists its product as uncharacterized. The transcript has 11 exons. NCBI's taxonomy places the organism in Eukaryota, Viridiplantae, Chlorophyta, Chlorophyceae, Chlamydomonadales, Chlamydomonadaceae. The record is from RefSeq and is a predicted model, not a curated record. The coding region runs from base 189 to 2975 and encodes 928 amino acids.
AAUCCAGGUCGCUUCCGCGAAAGUUAAGGAAGUAGGCACUCUUGCAGUUUGGCCUUCCCGUAGGUGCCCGUGUAGAGGCUUCGGCGCCCAUUCCUAAGAACAACACAAGGAUGAUUUUAGGUCAAGCUCACGAAUUGUAGCGCUAAGCGAGGCAGGGCUAUUUGCCUUCUGGCCACCGAGGAGGAGAAAUGCCAGGGCUAGGAGCACUCUGGGACAGCCUGGUGGACUGCAUAUGCAGACCUCCAAGGGACGAGUACGUGUACCCCGAUGAGCUCGUCGGGGGGAGACGCGGGCUGUUUCGCGUGGGUCGCUACUCGGGCGUGCGCGAAGACCUGACGCUGGUGAACAAACGGGGCAUGCGGCUGCAGUGCAGCCACUACUUUCCCAAGCACGUGCGUGGCCGGGACGGCCGUCUCCCUUGCGUCAUCUACUGCCACUGCAACAGCGGCAGCAGGCGGGAUGCGGAGGAGGCUAUUUGUGUGCUCAUACCGCGCGGCGUCAGUGUCUUCGCGCUGGACUUUGCGGGCAGCGGGCUGUCGGAGGGCCAGUGGGUGACGCUGGGCGCGGAGGAGGUGGAUGACGUGGAGGCGGCGGUGGAGCACCUGCGCGGCAGCGGCCGCGUCAGCACGCUGGGGCUGUGGGGGCGCUCCAUGGGCGCAGUCACGGCGCUGCUGUACGCGCAGCGGGACCCCUCCAUCGCGGGCAUGGUGCUGGACUCGCCCUUCAGCCGGCUGACGGACCUGAUGAUGGAGAUUGUGGCGGAGCAGCGACUGCCCAUUCCCCGCCCCCUGGCCAAACUGGCGCUGGCGGCCAUGAAGCGAUCCGUCAGCAAGCGGGCGAGCUUCGACAUCAACAAGGUGUCACCUGUGGACGCGGUGUCUCAGUCCUUCAUCCCGGCACUGUUCGGGCACGCGGUGGGGGACACCUUCAUCAAGAUCAGCCAUGCCGAGAUACUGCACUCAGCGUACGCAGGGGACAAGAACCUGAUACGGUUUGACGGUGACCACAACAGCCGUCGGCCCGAGUUCUUUUACAACAGCGUCUCCAUCUUCUGGCACAACACGCUGCAGCUGGAGCACCUGCUGGAGCCAGCAGACCUGCCCCCCAUGCGCAGCCUUGCAGGCGGCGCCGCAGCCACCGGCCCCACAGCCGCCGUGGCCGCCGCGGCCGGCGGCGCAGCCGCCAUUGCCGGCGCGCCGCUGCUGGCGGCGCCGCCGCGCAUGCUGCGGGCACCUUCCGCCAGCUCCGCCGCGGGCGCGGGUGCUGCCGGGGGCCCGACCUCGACUGCGACGCUCGCGGGGACUGCGAGCUCGCGGGCGCCGGCGACGCCGCAUUCGCGUGGCGCGUCGCCGGCGGCGUCGCAGUAUGGUGUUGAGGGGCUGGCUGGGGAGCCGGGGCGCAUGGGUGGUGUGCGCAGCGGCGGUCUGGGCGGCGCGGCCACGGACGACGACGCGGAGGACGUGUCGGCUCUGGGUGCGGCGGCGCGGUCGGCGCCAUGGGAGCCGCGCAUGUGGGAGUGGGACCUGGACCGCUCGGUGCUGGAGCGGCAGCGCUUCCGGAGAAUGGCCGGCGGCCUCGCGGACCCUGCCAGCACCUCCGAACCCGGGCCCGCCGGCGCCGGCGCAGCCGCGGCCGCGGGCGCCGGUGCCGGCGGCAGCGGUCCCAGCGGUGCCUCUGUCAAUGAUGCCGGCGCCGGCGCCGCCGGCCCCAGCGGCAACCACCGCUGCGGCGGAUUCCGCAACAGCAAUGAGCUUGCGCAGCUACUAACACAGGCUCCUGACAGCGUGGUGAUCGCGAAGCUGUUGGGCGCAGAGCCCAACUACGGCCGCAGCCCGCUGCCGGCAGGCUUGGGGGCGGGGGCGGCGGCAAGCGGAGCAGGCGGCGGCGCCGGUGGCGGCAUGGGCGGCGGGUCUCAGGGCGGGCUGGGUUACGACCUAGGCUUGUUCGCCUCCAGUGAGGAGGAGGAGGAGGACGCGCAGCUGGCGGCGGCGCUGCAGCUCUCCCUCAUGGAGGCGGCGGGCAUGAAGGUCGGGGACGGCAGCCCCGGCACGGCGACCAGCCCGCGGCAGACACCAGCGCAAGGCCAGGUGAACACACAGGCACAGGCGCAGGAGCGGUUGCCGCUGUCGCGGCAGGCCUCUGCAGGCGGAGAUCGCGGCGUAGCAGCGCCGGCAGGGGCAGGGAUAGGGUCAGCGGCAGGGCCAGGGGCGGCAGCAGGGGCGGCGGCGGCUGGUGGGGCAGGCGGCGCGUUGUUAUCCUCGCCUGCCGCAUUCAGCAGUGGAGUAGCUACGGGUGGCAGCGGCAGCUCUGCAGCUGUCACGCCACAGGUGGCAGCGGCCGGCAUGGGUGUUGCUGCCGCAGCAGCCGGGGCUCCUAGCGGCGGCGGCGGAGGUGCAGAGUUGUCGUUAUUAGGGGACCUGGUGCCAAGCAGGAGCCUAUCGCACGAGGACGCUCGCCCGCCGGCUCGCCUGCAGCCGCUGCCUGUGGGCACGCUGUCGGGUCCGCAGUGCGAGGACACGGGCUCCCUGGCAGCAGCCCGCCUUGCACGGCCCGACCUUGACCCUCUCCUCAGCGCACCAGCGCCCGGGUCCGUGCCGGCCCCUGGCGCAACAGCAGCUUCGCGCUCACCCGCGCCUUCGGGCUCUGCUUUAGCGGCGGCCUGGGGGCCGCAGGGCAUGCCGCCGCCGAUGGGCACAACCGCGGGUGGGCCGUUCCCGGCCGGCGUGGGCGCUGCCCCCGCCACCAGGGCGAGGCCGCAGGCUGCUGCGCCCGCAGCGGCAUCGCGGGGCGGGCGCCAGGCGGUGCCUGGCCCGAGCCUGUACGAGCUGUACAGCGAGGAGGAGCUGCUGGCGUUGGCGGUACAGCUGUCACUGCAGGAUGCGAAUGGCGGCGCCCCAGUUGCGACGGCAGCGGCAGCGGCGGCGGCGCAGCCGCAGGCCACUGCCGCGGGGCCGCCGGAGACCUCGCUCAUUUAAAUGCACAUUUCCAUGACAUGAUGGGACGCAUGGCAUUGCAUGGAAUAAUGUACCGGUAAUAAAGACCUCGACACAUGCACAGGCUUGCCCUGCGUAGCGCGAGCGCUUAUGCGCCGUCCUGUGUGGUCGCCCUUCAAAUGCGCAGUUCACACACAUUCGUCUUGUGGGAUUACGGCGCGGGCGACAGCCAUGGAUGUUCCGCCGUAGGGGUAUUGACGUUUCCCCCCCUGCGUAGCCGUAAGCUGUUCCGGGUACGUUGGUCGGGUAGUGGGGCCCUGUACUUGAAGGGCAAUAGCACUGUAACAGUAGCAGGGGAGCCCCUUGCGGAUGAGCCGUGUGAAGUCAUGGUGGUGGAGAGGAAUAAUGUUGCGGCAGUUGAGAGCUAGCUGAAGCGGACUUGGCAUGAGGCAUCAUCAGCGCCGCGUGGCAUUCAUUUCUGCGUUGGCAGGAUGGCAGUGCUGAUUGGCAGCUACGCUUCGUCUUGUGGUGCAGGACCUUGCGAGCCGGCCAAGUGUUACGGUCUGCUGCCGCCGGGCUUCGGCGACUUGCACAAGCCCCGUGUUGCGCCUUCUGAUUGCUGCAGGUUUUGGCGCCGUUGCAUACCGUAGUGGUGGGAUGCAUGUGCGAGUAACUAAUACCGUUGCGGCAACGGUAAGGCGGGCGUAUACUGCCCCGGCCUCUGUCGGUGCUGGAGGCAGGUAUAGCGGCGAUGGCGUUGGAGUACAGCACGCCGUAGACGUUGCGGGGGUUAGGGCUUGGACGGGGCUGAGGAACUGAUUUAUUCCGAAUGUUCAAUAUGGACGAUGCGUUUGGAAUCCUGUGCGCUGGUAGACAUUUGGUCCAAUCAGACAACGCAGCAAGGGAUCCGCGUUGAAGGCAUACCAAAUAGCUAGAACCGCCAGCCGCUUGACACUGCGGAUUGGGCCUGUUCGAGUAUUAUGGCAACUUGGCAUGUGUGCGACCUGAGAUAGCGAUGGGCCAAGGUAAGGCGCAAUGUGGUGUAGUCCCUGCCUCCCUGGGACGCUGACAUGGUGGGACUGCAAUGUGGCUGAGCUCGCAGGGUUGCAUGCCUGACAGCCGUGCCAGGGCCGUGUUUGGCUGCGAAGGUCACAUAUCACUGUAACAAAGUAAACAG